This is a messenger RNA of Colletotrichum karsti, 1875 nucleotides long. RefSeq lists its product as uncharacterized. NCBI's taxonomy places the organism in Eukaryota, Fungi, Ascomycota, Sordariomycetes, Glomerellales, Glomerellaceae. The transcript has 4 exons. The record is from RefSeq and is a predicted model, not a curated record. Bases 1 to 1875 code for a protein of 624 amino acids.
AUGGUUUCCGUCACCCUUACCUAUCGCCAGCCGGGCACGCAGCCGCCCAUAUUCGUCGCUGGGUCCUUCUCCGAUCCGCAAUGGCAGCCUCUCGAGAUGGACUUUACUACCGAGGAAGGAGGAGAACAUACGUUUUACAAGAACGUUGAGGUCCCACCAAGCUCGCAGAUCCAAUAUAAGUUUCGAGUUGGUCUUGGUGACUGGUGGGCUUUAAACGAAGACGCCGCCAAGGUUACCGACGAUUCUGGAAACCAGAACAACGUCCUGACAGCUCCGGCUUCUCAAGAGUCUACGAACCUGAAUGGUGUGAAACCCCAAGAAGAACAAGACGCGACAUCCACUGCGAAUAUGGAUACCUCAACUGCUGCGGCUGCCCAUUCGGCUUCUCAGCUUGAGCCGAAGCCCAGAACCAUCCAGCAUCUGAAGGAUGAGGAACGCCAGCGGUUGUCAUCGACGCCGAUCGAGCAGGUUGCAGACACUGCCGCAGAAGUUGCCGAUACCGCUAAGAAGCUUGAUGCGGAGGAUAACGAGAGCCGAUUGGCACCGCUCAACCGGCUCAAAGACGACGAGAGAAAACGUCUUUCUUCGACUCCAAUCGAGCAGGUUGCAAACACCGCCGCAGAAGUGGCUGACACUGCGAAGAAGCUUGACGCGGAGGACGAUUCCAGUCGAUUGGCACCGCUGAACCGCCUGAAAGAUGACGAGAGAAAACGACUUUCCUCGACUCCCAUUGAGCAAGUCGCUACUACUGCGGCAGAGGUUGCCGACACUGCAAAGAUGCUGGACGUUGAUCAGGACUUCGACGACAAGGAUCUCGUCGACGAAGGACCGCCGCCCCUCUUCACUCAUGAAGCUCUCGGUCCCUAUGAACCACCAAGCGACGACGACGACGAGGCCAAGGAGACGGAGGACCAUGGCACUGUCGUGUACGAUGUGGACAAGUAUGACCUCAACGACCCUACCCUGGAAAGACUGCCAUCCAACCGUGACGGUAUCAUGAACGCUGUCCGAAAGGUCGAGACGGGACGCAACGAAGACCACACGCACUUCCACGGCACCCCCAUGUCGCCCAUUGUUGGAUCCAGGAGAACAAGCUUGGACCCCUAUGAGGAGGCCGUGAUCUCUCCAGGACCCUCUAGUCCAGGUCUCGGAAAGAAGCUCGAGUUGCCUAGAAAGUCACAUGGUUCAAUGGUAUCGGAGAGAUCGCUCGCUUCCCUUGGUUCUAUUGUCGAGGAAGAAGGCAGAGAGUCGCCAGGUGCGGACGAAGCAAGUCGCGAGAAUGGCGGCCCUAUUCGAGUUCCUAGCCCUGCGAUACGCCCAACCCCGAACGUCUUCACCUCUCCCGCUAGUGACGAGGAUGAGGGAGUCGUUAUGAAGGGCUCCAAGUCCAAGUUCAAGAAGAGUUCCGAGUCCCCCAGAUCAGAUUCACCAGAUCUCAACGGCAACACCAACGGCAAGCACUCGAGAGACCUCUCUCCGAAGUCACGACCUGCGCAACCGGAUAGCCCCAGUAUCCUUGUGCAGCCCCCUGAAGAUACCGCGGAAUCCAGCAUCCCCGCGGCUUCGUCCACCGCCCGAGACGACGGCCACAAGGGCCAGCUUAAAAAGCGUGGAGGAGCGUCGUCCGCUGAUCGUCCGGGAACCCCCUCAUCCAUACACAGCGUCGCAGACAGCAAGGGCAACUGGCUGUCGGCCUUCUUCCGCGUGCUUUUCGUCGACUGGAUUGGUGGUCUGUUUAGCCGGUUAUUCGGCAGCAAGAGAAAGGUGAUGCUGGCCACGAGCACGGCCGCCAUCGUCCUCGGGGCUGCGUGGUGGAAGUUUGCCUCCGACGGCGAUCUGAGCUGGCUGGAGGCGUGGCAGAGGUGGGUGCUCUGA